AUGCCAUCUCCUCGGAAUAUUCGGCAUUCUUGCCUGAGGAGGAAAAUACCAAUAAAUGGGUGCAUGCUGAUCUUACUGAUAUCAGCUGGUAUUAUGAUCUUGUCGUUAAAAGUCCCUAAGGAAAAUCAGCCGGAAUACUUUCGCGCUAUUUAUAUCACAGCUGCUAGAUUACAAAACGCAUUGUUCAUGUUUGUUAGGGAUGUGGUGCGUAUUUUUGCCGAUUUAUGUACUGAAGUCCGCGCUUGCACCUCGAGGGUAGACAUAAUUCAGUCCAUCGAACAACCGAAUAAUACGUUCAAGAUAUCUACAAAUUAUUUUUAA
Molecule: messenger RNA, 321 nt
Organism: Arctia plantaginis
Lineage: Eukaryota; Metazoa; Arthropoda; Insecta; Lepidoptera; Erebidae
Source: the annotation of a GenBank genome assembly